Molecule: messenger RNA, 813 nt
Organism: Suillus subaureus
Lineage: Eukaryota; Fungi; Basidiomycota; Agaricomycetes; Boletales; Suillaceae
Product: kinase-like domain-containing protein
Exons: 3
Coding region: 1-813 (270 amino acids)
Biological process (GO): peptidyl-serine phosphorylation; signal transduction; endocytosis
Cellular component (GO): cytoplasm; nucleus
Molecular function (GO): ATP binding; protein serine/threonine kinase activity
Source: RefSeq, a predicted model, not a curated record
AUGGUAGAUUUAGGCUGGAAAAUAUUUUGGGGUCUGGUUCAUAUGAACUUCCUCAAUGAUGACAUUGUUGCUAUCAAACUCAAGCUGGUCACCAAUAACCCAUCUUCUGUGGAGCAUGAGCACAACAUUCUAAAGCAACUUGAAGGUGGAGUUGGGAUCCCCCAUGCCCUUUGGUUUGGCAGAGAGUCAACACAUUAUGCCUUGGCUCUCGACCUCCUUGGGCUGUCACUACAAGAUCUCUUCCUUGCAUCCAACCACAAAUUUAGCCUCCACACUGUUGUUAAUUUAGGAGACCAGCUGCUGUUGUAUCUCAAGUACAAUCACUCACAUGACUUCAUUCAUGGGGAUAUCAAACUGCAUAACAUUUUGGUAGACAAUUCGAGGCAAACUGUCUACAUCAUCAACUUUGGUAUCACGAAGAAGUACUGGAACAAUGCAACAAAAUCCCACAUCCCAUUUUGCCAAGGUCAACAUCUCACAGGCACCCCUGCCUUUGCUUCAAUCAAUAAUCACUUGGGAUUGGAGCCAGGUCACUGUGAAGAUCUCAAAUCACUUGCUUACAUGUUGAUAUAUUUCUUGUGUGGCUCCCUUCCAUGGCUAAGUAGUGACCAUGAGAGGCUGUCCAGCUCCAUGAUACUCAAGUGCAAAGUGGAUACCACCAUUGCUGAUUUAUGUGGUGGAAUUCCUGCUACAUUCACAAAUAUCCUUGUCUACUCACACUCUCAUUCUCAGAGGAUCCUGAUUAUGACCAUCUUCGUUCUUUACUUCAUGAUCUUUGCACUGCAGGGCCCACACCAGCUACACACUCCCUGA